Messenger RNA from Cantharellus anzutake, 1239 nucleotides. RefSeq lists its product as uncharacterized. Gene Ontology annotation, biological process: cellular response to misfolded protein. The record is from RefSeq and is a predicted model, not a curated record. NCBI's taxonomy places the organism in Eukaryota, Fungi, Basidiomycota, Agaricomycetes, Cantharellales, Hydnaceae. Bases 1 to 1239 code for a protein of 412 amino acids. Gene Ontology annotation, molecular function: Hsp70 protein binding. The transcript is spliced from 5 exons. Gene Ontology annotation, cellular component: endoplasmic reticulum membrane.
AUGAGUGAAUCCAACAAGGAGGAGGCCUUGAAAUGCAUAGCGGUGGCAAAGAGGCAUCAGAAUAAUGGAAACAUUGAAAGCGCCAUAAGAUUUUGCAACAAAUCGCUAUCCCUGUAUGAGACUAAGGAAGCCAAAGAGCUUCUUCUCGAGCUAGAGGAGAUUCCAGCCCCAACUCCCUCCUCAACUCCCGGUUCAGCUUCCACAUCUUCAUCCACUCCCAGUCCAACUGCAGGGCCGUCAACGACGGAUAACCAUACCGUACCAAAAGACCGUAUGGAGAGGGUUAGAGUCGUCCGAAGAAUUCGUGCCUGCAAGCCUCAUGCAUAUUAUGAAAUUCUUGGGCUCGAGUCCAGCUGUUCGGAACAUGAUAUUAAGCGUGCUUUUCGAAAGCUUGCAAUAAUGACACACCCAGACAAGACUGACGUGGAAGGUGCUGCAGAGGCUUUCAAGAUGGUCAGCAAGGCGUGGCAAAUUCUUGGUGACCCCGCACAGCGAGCACGAUACGACGCCGCACCACACGCGGAUCCAACGUCCCGUUUCUCCGGCGAUUCUGAGCGCUCGCCGUUCGAAACACGGGAGGUUUCUCCUGAAGAAGUUUUUAAUAUGUUUUUCGGAGGUGGCGCACCGUUUGCUGGCACCGGGGGCUUUGGUGUUGAUCCCUUUGUCCUAGUGUUCACUGCAACUUUCGGACCCAAUGGCUUCCAGCGAACCUAUACCAGACCAGCAGCUGCACAAGGCAAUGCACAACAGCAUGCUCGAUCCAUUUCUCCCCUUCUUCAAGCCUUGCCCCUCAUUUUACUUUUUGCUAUCUCUUUCCUUGGCUCGCUUCCGAACAUCGCUAGUUUGUUUUCCGCUCCAGACCCUGGAUACAGUUUCACACCAUCCCGAGCUUACUCCAGCGAACGCAUCACAUCUGAUUAUAAGGUGCCAUAUUAUGUUGAUAACGCAGAGUUCGAGCGGCACCCGAUAUACCAGUCAAUCCCAGCAGCCUCAAGGCCAUUGAAACAGGCGGGAGCAUCAUCGUACAAGUUGCAUGUCUUUGAGCAACUGGUGGAACGGACAUACGUGGAUACGGUGCGAAACGGGUGUAGCCGAGAGCUGGAGGACAAGCGAAGAAGGAUGGAGCAACACGAGGGAUUCUUCGGAAUAGGUGCAGACUGGCAGAAGAUUGAGCAGAUCAAGGGAGAAAGCACACCUUCAUGCCAAAAACUAAGGGAUAUGGGAUUGCUACGGUAUUAG